AUGCCGGGACACACCGAUAGUGAGAGGAAGUUCGCCCUCUGGAUUGAUGUCCUGGCGGGGAGCUGUGGUGGGACGCUCGCGAAGUCCAUCCUCAGCCCUUUCCAGCGCAUCGUGGUGCUCCAGCAGCUCGGGCAGCACCCCGGCUACGGGGUCUGGCAGCUCGCCCGAUGGGUCUACGCCCACGACGGCCUCCGCGGCUUCUGGCGGGGCAACCUCACCUCCAUGAUCAUUCGCGUGCCCUACAGCGGGCUGCAGUUCGCCAUCUACGGGCGGGUGAAGUUUUGGAUGCAGGAUUGGCUGGACCGGGCGUCGGGCGAGCGCGGGCGGCGGGUGGAGAUGCUCGAGCGGUUCCUUAUCAAGUGCGGCGCGGGCGGGAUCGCGGCGAUCCUCGCCAGCGCGGUGGUUUACCCUGGCGAGGUUGUUCGCCUCCGGCUGAUGUCCGGGGAGCGGCGGUUCAGCGGGAUCCUCACCACUUGUCGGCUGAUCUAUCGGGAGACGAAUUCGGUUCGGAAUUUCUACCGCGGUUUCGCCGCCUCGUCGAUGCAGAGGGUACCGGAUAUCCUCGUUUGUUUCGCCACCUACGAGACGGUGAAGUAUGCUCUGCUUGAUAGCCCGAAUCCGGUGCUUUUUAACACGAAUCAUGCCACACGGAAUGUGCUUUCCACGGUGGUGGGCGGCUCGCUCGCGGCGUUAGCCUCCAUCGCGGUAACGUUUCCGUUGGAUGUUGCCAAGCGCCGGAUUGGAAUGUCAGGGCAGAGCAACGAUAGGAUACUCUACACGAGUGUUGGGAAUUGCCUUCGACGGGUGUAUGCGAAGGAGGGGAUUCGGGGCUUGUACGCGGGAUCCCUUAUGGAGGCCGUGCGCUGCGUACCACAGGUAAUAUUGAUGUGGUUUUUUAUUGAAGGAAUACAGAAGCAGCUCUCGGAAAGAUGUGACCGAUAG
Molecule: messenger RNA, 942 nt
Organism: Phytomonas sp. EM1
Lineage: Eukaryota; Euglenozoa; Kinetoplastea; Trypanosomatida; Trypanosomatidae
Source: the annotation of a GenBank genome assembly